Molecule: messenger RNA, 1476 nt
Organism: Durusdinium trenchii
Lineage: Eukaryota; Dinophyceae; Suessiales; Symbiodiniaceae
Source: the annotation of a GenBank genome assembly
AUGCAAGUCACAGUCCAAUUGCAGCCCCAAUUGGUCAAUGAAAUAAGGAAGGGUCUUGACCCAAACUUCGACUAUACCAAGCUAGCUUUUGUGCAAGAAGCCAGCGGGAAACAAACAGAAGACCUUCUGAUCAGCGCGCAAAGCAGUGUCAACGAUGCUCGCAAGAAUUCGAUUCGCGCGGCUUACAACUUGUUCACCACCAGUUUGGACAACGACCACGUUGUCCAUGACAAACACGUGGCUGCUUCUGCGAUGAAUGUGCAUCGUGCCCGUUCAGUUCUUGUCCACAGCCUGGAGGUUAGUUUUAGCCUCACACACCCAACCCUGAAGAAAAUGCACGACACUGCUUGGAAGCUGGUCGGCGACUAUGUGGCUGAAACAGCUCCUUCCUGGGACAUCAGCAUUCCGAAGAGUGCACAAGGACAAGGGCAUGACAAAGACAGUGUGGAGAGCGAUGGACCUACCAUCUUUGCAGCCAAAUACGAACCGUGGCUCCAAGAAACCUUGAGUGGAUUUGGAAACGGGAUCAGGCGGCCAGACUCAGAACGCAUCAUCCUCUGGUGCAACUAUGUCACCCAAGGGGUGAUGUCUGCUCGCCUGAACACGUUUUGCUUGGAGCAGCUCACCCAGCUGUGUCAUGCAAACCCGCGAAAGCGCUUUGCCUGUGGCACUGCCUGCCACACAGUCCAUGAGACAUCAUUUGUCUCUUCAUUGGUUGCCCAAAAGGUAUAUGCAAUGGCCCGUGCUGGUGAGCUUCGAUUGCCAGCGUUUCCAAACUUCUCAAACGUGGUCUCUGAGCUCAGUGCUAAGCAGGAGCUGCCUGCACCCAACUAUGAAGUGUGCGUGGGGCUGGCAAAUGGCACUUUGGUGCUCAAGCAGAACCUGGUCUCUUAUUGGUCCAAGUGUUCUGUGCAUGGUGAUGAUUUCCAAGCGCUGCUCAAGGCCCACAACGAGAAGUACAACCCGCGAGGUGUGAAGCGUGGUGGCCCUGGAAAUGAACAUGACGAUGAUGGUGCAGAGGGCAGUGUCCAGGCCACUCGCAAGAAGCUCAAGGUGGAGUCAAGCGUGAAGGCCAAGGACCAGGAGGAGAAGUUUGAUGAGCCGCUGGCCUUGUCAUGUGGCAACUACCGGCUGAUCUAUGACAAGGGUCAAGACACUUUGUGGCUUGGAGCGGAAGACCCAAAGAAGAAGGAUGUGGAGUCGAUUGAAGUCAGCGGCCCUUGUGAGCUGUUUGGUUUUGGAAGUGGCGACUUCGCAGAGGGACCUGAAGCAGCUGAUAUCAUGAGCGAUGUCACAGGGCGGUGGCUCUGCUACAAGGUCACCAGCUGCACUGAUGAGUGCAUUCUAGAGGUGGACAAGCGGCUUCCUGACCAUAUCCGCAAGUCUGAUGUGUUUGGGAAGGCCCUUCACGUUCUGGACAUGAAGCUUUGGGGCACCCCUGUGCUUGUAGUCACAACAAGUUGUUUGUGCUGUUGA